Molecule: messenger RNA, 723 nt
Organism: Oldenlandia corymbosa var. corymbosa
Lineage: Eukaryota; Viridiplantae; Streptophyta; Magnoliopsida; Gentianales; Rubiaceae
Source: the annotation of a GenBank genome assembly
AUGGAUGUGCUUAGUAUUACCGUGCGCAUCAAAGAUGUGGUUAUGGAGGCCAGGUAUCUUAAAGGGAAAGACAUAUUGCCUACAAAACUCACUUUACAGCUUUGUUUGCAAACAUCUACUUUCUCAAGUACGAGAUUUUCAUCAAGAGUGAUGGCUCCCUCCUCCCGGUUUCCAAGGAAAACCAUGUCAGAGCUCUUCAAGAAUGAUGCAGUUUUGUGGCUGCCUGUUCAAGCUCUCUAUCAGUCUUCCGAAGAGGAUCACCUGGUGCGUGUCAAGGUUAGCAAUUCACUUUACAAGUCUCUUGUACAAAUCAUGACAUGUAAGGGAAAGACACUUUCAUUGGAGUCGCUGGAGAAGGAAGCUGAUCCGAUGAUCCCUUUGAAGCACAAGAUAGGAACUCUUCAUGAUGGACUCUUUUUCCUAAUACAGUCAGGCUUUAAUCAGCCAACUGAAAAUUCAUGGGAUGAGAAACCAAUCUUGAUAGAUAUUGAAGCAGUGGCCAACAGAGUAAUAUCUGUGUGUAACACAUAUCUUGCUGCCCAUCUAACUGAUGAAAACGUCAAUAAGAUGGAUUCUGAGCUUCUUAAAAUUGUUAAAAUACCUUCAGCAUUUGAUGCCAAAGCUAAAAGGGUUGUCCCUUCAAAAUCCAACAUUCCAUUUCCCCAAGGCUCCAAGGUUGAUCUUCAUUCAACACCUUUUACAACGUUUAGGAGAUCUGUGUAA